CCCAUUUCUACCUACACAGCUGUUCCCUGCUCCUCAUCUGCACGUAUACGCCAUUGACUGGUUGAAACUCGAAUAUCUACACCUUCACAUACUCUGUACCGAAUAUCUUCAUCAAUAUUGUCCCCUUGCGUUGCCCUUGUGGCGUUGGACAAGGUCCAGCUGCUUUCCGUUCGUAUCGCUCUCGCGCGGCGUCGGUUUAGGGUGACUUCGCUGCAUUCACCGCAUCACCACCACCACUACCACUACCACCACACUCGUUUUUCGACGCAACAUAUAUCUGCACCACUGCACCUACUGACAUACAUAUACUGCGAAACCCAAACGUCAUUUAAAUGAAAUCUUCUUCGCUUUGUAACAAAUACAUCGACUCGGUGCCGCAGACCAGGCACAGGCACAGGCACAGGCUUGGGAAUUGCCAUCGCAGGUCCACCUCUCUAUAAUAUCACCAUCUCACAAAAUGUCAGCUCAACCACCCCAACCAACCAUCACGGGUCCCUCUAGACCAGAGACACCCCAAAGGCGACCGCAACCAACGGUGCUUCAAUCUCAAGACAAUGAUGCGACGAUGCGACCGGAUGCCAACAAAGCGCAACCACUGACGAAGAAGAAGAGGAAUCAUCGGGGUGGAAAGAAGAAGCGCACUAGAAGACAGUCUUUCGCCCUGCACGAAGAGGGACCCGAACUGACAGAUGCUUCUCGAUCACGACCAGGAGAGGAUCUGCAGAGUGUAGCAAAAGCGAGUUUCUAUAGACUCCAGGGGCGCAAUCAUAGCAAUACGAGCUUGGAUAGCGAAGCUCUCUUGGAUCACCGGUAGGUUGGAGCAAUUGAGCUUCCGUGGAUUACACUGAUCUUUAUGCUAGGGAACAACAAAACAUCAGACCUCGUAGGCAGUCAAUGAUGGGUUCAAGCGCGUUUGGAGUCCCAAUCUACGAAACCCCUUCCUCCUACCGCCCACAAUAUCAAAAUCCAUUUACUACGCCGGGAAAGAAUUCGAACAAUGAUAGAGAAGAUGAUAUCGAUGAGGACGAGCGGGCACCCCUGAUACCAUCGUCAUCCAAAUCCAAGAGCUCAGGGGCUACAUGUACAUACGGCGGUGCCAACAAUUCGAGAAACAACCUUCAAUCCUCACACAGAAGAGCUUCCAGCAAAUCCUCGUCGAGAAGCAGGAAGAAGACUACCUUUGACCGACCUACCUUGGGACUUCCCCUUAGUGAUUCAUACAAUGUCAAUUAUCCCCCUUCAGUACCUGGAAGUCCUACCCUCAGCGCUACAAAUCGGAACAUGAGCUUCGGGGAUCUCAUUGACUUAUCAAAUGCUCGAGAUGAUCGUGAUAUAUUUAGCGAAUCCGCGAUCGAUGAUCGUUCAAUUGCAGGGUCAACCACCAGGAGACAAGGCAGAAUUGAGAGACGUAGCACAAUCGCCCUUGAAGCCGAAGGAGAUGUCUGCUUUCCAGUUGAGGGAAUGUCUGAGAUGGCGGAUGAUGAAAUGGCACAGAGGGACGGUAAUUCACGACAUGGAAAUGGGCUCAGACGAAAAAGGUCAAAAUGGCCACACCUGGCUAUGCUCGAUGAGUGGAGCAGAUUUGAAAAGGAAGGCCGAAGUGACGAGCGCAGAGCGAAGAAGAUUACCGAGCCACAAUUAAUUGGAGGUCGAUUACGACCAAUUCAUCGAGGAUGGCACCGAGCCGAGGAUGACGCUCCUUAUCGAUUCACGUAUUUCAAUGAGGAAUUUCAAAGCACAAUUCACAGUCAGACUAUUUCGGAAUUAGUACAGCCUGGAGGAAGUUUCAAAGAAUUAUUUAUACCAGAUAGACCGGUAUUGGAAGACUCUUCAGAAUCCGAGGAUGAUGAGGAAGAAUCUGAUCGCAAAUCUGGGAACAUGACAUCACAAAUCAGACAUGUAUCCGGUAUGGGUGCUUUCGAUGGCGGAUCUCGAGCUCCUACACGACAGGGCUCAAUACAGGAACAAAAGUCCGACCUACGACGUGGUGGUUCAGUCUCACUUGCUGAUACAGAAUCGAAAGCUGCUACAUCUGGCGAAGCCACUCCCAAUGGUGGGCGAAAAUCACCUGCUCAGGAAAAAGGAAAGCCGAAGCGAUAUGGCGAUCGCCCGACCUGGUGGCUGGAUGUACUGUCUCCUACAGAAGCCGAAAUGAAGGUUCUUUGCAAAACUUUUGGAAUCCAUCCGCUCACGGCAGAAGAUAUCAUGAUGCAAGAAGCUCGAGAAAAGGUUGAGCUCUUUGGCAACUACUAUUUUGUCAACUACCGAUCAUUUGAACAAGAUAUGAAUAAUGAGGAUUUCUUGGAGCCCGUAAAUAUGUAUGUCGUCGUAUUCCGGGAAGGGGUCAUCAGCUUCCAUUUCUCCUUGACGCCACAUCCCGCGAAUGUACGAAGACGAAUUCGACAAUUAAAGGAUUAUCUUAUACUAUCUUCUGAUUGGAUCUCUUACGCCAUCAUUGACGAUAUUACGGAUGUUUUCGCCCCCUUGAUUCAGAAUAUUGAGGAUGAAGUUGAUGAUAUUGAUGAUGCCAUCUUACAACUUCAUUCCCAAAAUCCGGAUGGGAAGCUGAAUAAAGAUGAGAAACAAGGGGAUGGUGAUGGAACAUCUGGUGAGAGUGGUGGCGAUAUGUUGAGGAGAGUUGGAGAUUGUCGAAAGAAAGUCAUGGGUUUAUAUCGAUUGCUGGGUAACAAGGCGGAUGUCAUCAAGGGCUUUGCCAAGAGAUGUAACGAACAUUGGGAAGUCGCACCACGCAGCGAAAUCGGUUUGUAUCUUGGUGAUAUCCAGGACCACAUCGUAACCAUGACUGGUAACCUGUCACAUUACGAAAAGUAUGUUCUCCCUCCUACCUCCUUUCUUCCCUGAACAACCCAUACUAACCCUAUAUCCUCAGAAUCCUAGCCCGCUCCCACGGCAAUUACCUAGCGCAAAUCAACAUCCGCAUGAAUGAGCGCCAAGAGCAAACCGCCGAUGUCCUGGGUAGACUCACAGUCUUGGGUACCAUCGUCCUACCCAUGAACAUCAUCACAGGUCUUUGGGGAAUGAAUGUGUGGGUCCCUGGGCAGGAUUACGAAGGGGAUUUAACGUGGUUUUGGUGUUUGACAGCGGGGUUGUUGGCUUUUGGGUUUACGUGCUUCUUCUUGGCGAAGAAGGUGUAUAAGAUUGUGUAA
Hymenoscyphus albidus is the source of this 3167-nucleotide messenger RNA. The record is from the annotation of a GenBank genome assembly. NCBI's taxonomy places the organism in Eukaryota, Fungi, Ascomycota, Leotiomycetes, Helotiales, Helotiaceae.